UUUAUCUGUGGGCCCUCCAAUCGCGUCAUAAGUCGGCGACUGAGCCUUGGCGGUGGUGGCCGAGGCGGCGAAGGCGGCAGCGGCGGCGACAGCUCUGGGGUUUGCUUCUCGGGGUGUGUCGGCCGCCGCUGCUGCUUGGGCCUGGUAUGUACAAAUGGCUGGUUAGGAUUCUCGGCACCAUUUUCCGUUUCUGUGACCGGCCGGUGCCCCCUGCCCGGGCCCUCCUGAAGAGGCGGCGCUCGAACAGCACUUCGUUUUCUACAGUGGACACUGAUGAAAUACCAGCCAAAAGACCAAGAUUAGGUAUUGAAUAUGAAUUUGUAUUUUCGAAUUCUUCAUCUUGUGAACUGACAGGUUCUGGAUCCUGGAACAACAUGCUGAAACUGGGUAAUAAAUCUCCUAAUGGAAUAAGUGACUAUCCAAAGAUCAGAGUGACAGUAACCCGAGAUCAGCCUCGCAGAGUCCUGCCUUCCUUUGGUUUUACUUUGAACUCAGAAGGGUAUAGUAGAAGACCCGGUGGCCGUCGCCACAGCAAAGGCCCUUCAGAAAGUUCUUUAACCUGGAAGCCUCAGGAACAGGUUGUAACAGAGAUGAUUUCUGAAGAGGGUGGCAAGGGUCUGAGGCGUCCCCACUGUACUGUGGAGGAGGGUGUUCAGAAAGAGGAAAGGGAGAAAUACCGAAGGUUAUUGGAGCGACUUAAAGAAGGUGGUCAUGGAAACUCUGUUCCUUCUGUAACUUCAACUUAUCACAGCUCUCAAAGAAGUCACAUGGACACAUUAAAGACCAAAGGCUGGGGGGAAGAGCAAAGUCACGGAGUCAAAACAACUCAGUUUGUUCCAAAACAAUAUAGAGUUGUUGAAACAAGGGGACCUCUAUGCUCAGUGAGAAGUGAGAAGAGGUGUUGUUCAAAGGGGAAAAUUUCUGAUACAGAGAGGACAGUUGGACUCAGACUUGAAAAUGAAGGUAGGAGGGGACACCAACUGGAACCUGACCUAUCCGAAGAGGUGUCGGCCCGACUCCGCCUGGGCAGUGGGAGCAAUGGCUUACUCAGGAGGAAAAUGUCAAUACUUGAGACAAAAGAAAAACAUUGCUCGGGCAAAGAGAGGGAUAAAAGGAUGGAUGAUCUUCUUGAACUUACAGAGGACAUGGAAAAGGAGAUCAGUAAUGCCCUAGGUCAUGGCCCACAGGAUGAGAUCCUAAGUAGCGCUUUCAAGUUGCGAAUCACUCGAGGAGAUAUACAGACCUUGAAGAACUAUCAUUGGCUCAAUGAUGAAGUCAUUAAUUUUUACAUGAAUCUUCUGGUGGAAAGAAACAAAAAACAAGGGUAUCCAGCACUUCAUGCAUUCAGUACUUUUUUCUAUCCCAAAUUAAAGUCUGGUGGUUACCAAGCAGUGAAAAGAUGGACCAAAGGGGUCAAUCUCUUUGAACAGGAACUUAUUCUGGUGCCUAUUCAUCGGAAGGUACAUUGGAGCCUGGUGGUGAUAGACCUACGAAAAAGGUGUCUCAAAUAUCUGGAUUCUAUGGGACAAAAGGGCCACAGGAUCUGUGAGAUUCUCCUUCAGUAUUUACAGGAUGAAAGUAAGACCAAAAGAAAUAUUGAUCUAAAUCUUUUAGAGUGGACCCACUACAGCAUGAAGCCACAUGAGAUUCCUCAACAGUUAAAUGGGAGUGAUUGUGGAAUGUUUACUUGUAAAUAUGCAGAUUAUAUCUCUAGGGACAAACCUAUCACAUUUACUCAGCACCAGAUGCCUCUCUUCCGGAAGAAGAUGGUGUGGGAAAUCCUUCAUCAGCAGUUGCUGUGA
Messenger RNA from Puma concolor (puma), 1802 nucleotides. Lineage: Eukaryota; Metazoa; Chordata; Mammalia; Carnivora; Felidae. The record is from RefSeq and is a predicted model, not a curated record.